GUCAGCCGUGCGUCCUUACUGAGUGAAAGAAAGAGAAAGAGGGAAGAGAGAGAGAGAGAGAGAGAGAGAGAAAGAGAGAGAAUAUGUGAGAAAAAGAGAAGUGUAGAAAAGUGAAUGGUAGGCUACGGUAGAAAUGAAUGAAAGAAGCAUUCGUGAUCGUGAAUACUCGGCAAUGCUCGGGAAGCUUCGUAAUACACGUGAUAAUGUCGUCACAGCGAUCGAACGAGAUUUCUACGAACUUUAUGGUGACGCGUGUUACGUGUGCUUCUUAACUUUCUGGUCCUCCUACUUCUUCAUCAUCUAUCUACCUAUCACAAACCUUUCUUUUUCUUUCUAUUUAAAAGCUAUAAUAUCAAAGUAAUUAUUCGGGAGGUGUAUAGUGCGUGGUAUAAAAGCGAGAACGCCCAAGAAAGGUAGAGGUAAAGAUUAAAAGCUAUACGUCUUAAGUGGGCAACUGACGGCCCACGCCCCUACUUGCCUACUCUGGUAAGCUAUCACGAUGUUUGCAGUUGAUAAUAAUAAUCAGAAAGCUGAUCGAUACAAGCCGGAGAAAAUUAAUUAUCGUCUGCCAGAUGUUGUACGACCGACACAUUACAAUAUCAAAUUGACAUCAAGCUUUUCAAUCAUCGACGGUGAAAUAUGCAUUGAUCUCGAAGUUCGGAAAUCAACGUUCGACAUAACAUUGCAUUGUAAACAAAUCGUCAUAGAUGAAACUAUGACGAUGUUGACGAAUUCUCAAAAUGAACGUUUAUUUCCGAUAGAGCAAAAUUACAUCUAUGAGAAAGAAUUUUUCGUAGUUCGUUUUACAAAUGCUUUACAACCAGAUUGUUACAAGCUUCACUUCAAGUUUACCGGCUUUAUCCACGAUGAUACACACGGUUUUAAUAGGAGAUUUUGUACAGAUGAAAGACAAGGUAGCUGCACGAAGUACGCCGUGACGAAUUUUAAAACGACAUUUGCACGUUAUAUUUUUCCCUGUUUCGAUGAACCCGAUAUGAAAGCAACGUUUUCCAUUUCCAUAAAGCAUCAAGCAUUAUAUAUAGUUCUUUCGAAUAUGCCAAUCGAAAAACAAUCGUUGAUCGACGAAAAGGGAAACGUAUGGACGCAUUUUCAAAAAACGCCGAUUAUGUCCACGUACUUGUUAGGCAUCGUUUUGUUACCACACGAUAGUAUAAGGAUUUCUAAUCAUGAUGGUACCGUCAACGUUUGGUGUAGAAAAAAUUGGUCUAAAGUCGCCAAAUUGAUCCAUGAAGUAACGGAAAAGAUAAAAAUUCAGCUUGAAAAUUAUACCGGUAUCAUUAAACCAAUACCAAAGAUAGAUCAUGUAUUGAUUUCUAAUCAUUCAAGUAAAUCUUCAGAAAAUUGGGGUCUCAUCGUUUACAACGAAGACGAUAUAACGUAUGUGGAGGAUCCUUCGGAUACGUAUAAUGUAGAUACCGUAACUAGACUCGUAACACACGAUUUAAUUCAUCAAUGGUUUGGAAAUCUAGUCGGUCCUUCCUGGUGGGAUCAUUUAUGGUUAAAUGAAGCUUUUGCUCACUAUUUUCAGUAUUACUUUGUUGAUAAGAUAUACCAAGAAUCGAGAGUGUUAGAGAUAUUUGUAGUGGCUGUUCAACAGGCAUGUGCACUUUUCGGAGAUUUUUAUUCAUUUGUACAACAUAAAAAAUCAUUCAAAGGUAUUUACCAAGAGCCUUAUUUAGGCGUUCAUGCUAUUGCCUGUCGUAAAGGAUCGUGUAUUUUACGUAUGCUCUCUCAUUGUAUUUCCGAGGAAAUAUUUCACAAAGGAAUCGUAACGUAUCUCAAUACAUUCCAGUAUGGCACAUCUACACCUGAUCGACUGUGGAAAAUAUUCGAGGAAACGAUGAAUCCUGAAAAAAUUGAUAUCAAAGAAAUGAUGGAUACGUGGGUAAAACAAAAAGGAUACCCUCUCGUAACGGCAAAACGAGAUUGUAAUACCGGUAUCAUAAUUGUAACGCAAGAACGUUUUAAACAAUUUAAUAGCGAUGACGAAGAAGAUCAUGAAAUUGAUGAUAACAAUGAUGAUAAUAACGAUGACGGAAAAUGGUGGAUACCCAUCAAUUAUAUAAGCAGAAGCGAAGCAAAUUAUUCUUCAACUUUACCAAUGCAUUGGUUGAAGCCACAAGACGAGAAUUUGACGAUCGAUAACGUUAAUGCGAACGAUUGGUUCGUUCUUAAUGUGCAACAAACUGGUUAUUAUCGAGUCAAUUACGACGAGGAUAAUUGGAAAAAAAUCGCUGAAUAUUUGGAUUCGGAAAAUUAUUUAAAGAUUCAUCCUUUGAAUCGCGCACAGAUUAUCGAUGACUCAUGUUAUAUGGUUCGAACGAAACGUUUGAAACCAAUCAUUUUCUUGGAAAUUAUAAAAUAUUUGUCGCGUGAAACGGAUUAUAUACCAUGGUAUUCGGCAUUUAGAGCUUUUCGAACGUUUCAAGAUUAUUUCACAUUUCCGGACAGUGCUGUCUUCCUGAAGCCUUACGCUCUAAAAUUGAUCGAUGGUCUUUUACAAAAUGUGGGUUACGACGAACAUCCGGACGAUGAUCACUUAACGAAAUUGAAAAGAGUCGAAGUUCUUGAAUUGGCUAGCGAUCUUGGACAUUUGGAAUGUAGGAAGGUUGCAAAUGCCAAAUUGAUCGCAUAUAUAGAGGAUCCUGAUUCAAAUCCUAUACCUUCUAAUUUAAAUACAUGGGUAUUUACUACUGGAAUGAGAGAAGCUGACGAAGUACUAUUUAAUAAAUUUCUCAAGAGGUAUACGAGUAAUCCAAGCUUUCAAACGUUACGCUACUUAAGUGGUAUCGAAGAUCCCGUGUUAGUUGAGAAAUUACUAAAAUUAACGUUAACCAAUGACUCACCGAUUUUGAAGGAUGAUCGAGUAGAGGUUUACCGUUCUCUCAUGUACACCAGUAUUAACAACGUAAACAUUACUAUAGAUUUUAUUGCAGAUAAUUGGGAAAAAAUAAGUGCGAGAAUCGAAGAUGCAGAUGAGAUACUUGAUGAUGUCGUGGGUGAAAUUACUUCCUGGGAUCAAUUUCAUAAGGUAAAAUUGUUUAUAAAAGCGAACGAACUGAAUGGAAAGCGAAGUAUAGAUGAUGUGGAAAUGGUUUUGAAAAAAGCAGAGAAACAUGUAUCUGAAAUUUUUAGGUGGAUGAAAAUGCAAAAUUCGUUACAAAAUAUCGAUGAAAAAUUAGAAAAUUUGCAUUUUACGGAUGUGCAAAAUAAAUGAAAUUAUAAAAAUUUCAAUUAUAUUACACAGUUUAUAUUAUAAGUAAAACUUUCCUACUUUGUCGUUAUCUUUAAUUUUUUAAACGAUAAACGUUUUUCAUUGUUAUUAACUAGAUACACAGAGGAUGUGAAAAAAUGUUGAAAGUAUCUGAAAUGCCUCGGUAACGAAAGGAGAUAACAUUUAACAGAAGGGAAUUUUCGAUAAGAUAUAAUGCAAAACUUAAAAUAUAAAAAUACAAAACAUAUUGUUUCUAAAAAAAAUCGCAUAAUUGUAUCUGAUUUAUAUGUUAAAUGCGUGACAGCAUAAAUCAGAUUAUUUACAAAAAUAUUGUAUAAUGUCGAUGAAAUUUAUGACAUGCAAAUUGUUGCGUCGUGAUUUUUGCGAAUGAUAAUUAAUCGAUCGAUUAAUAUUUUUUCUUUAAAAGGACAAUGCACAAUUUUAUACGGAACAAAAUUUUGCACAAAAAUUAUACGCAAGAUUUGUAACAAUGAAUUAUCUCAAGAGAUAUUUUGUGCAAAGUAUUUAUUAACACAAAAGAAUCAUUUUAGAUUAUCUCGCAAAUAUAAGAAAUCGUUCAAUAGAAACGGAAGUUAGAUGCCUUGGAAAAGUCGAUCAUAUUUGAUAGCUGAACGUCCUAGAUAGAUUGGAAGAAAUUUUAUUUGAUUUACCUGAGAAAAAAUUGAAUUUGUUAUACGAACAAAUGUUUGUGGUCAUUCUUCGCUCUAAAUAAAGAAUAAUAAAAAAAUGUA
Vespula pensylvanica (western yellowjacket) is the source of this 3987-nucleotide messenger RNA. Its product is annotated as aminopeptidase N-like. Gene Ontology annotation, biological process: peptide catabolic process; proteolysis. Gene Ontology annotation, cellular component: cytoplasm. The transcript is spliced from 13 exons. Gene Ontology annotation, molecular function: peptide binding; zinc ion binding; metalloaminopeptidase activity. The record is from RefSeq and is a predicted model, not a curated record. Bases 500 to 3238 code for a protein of 912 amino acids. NCBI's taxonomy places the organism in Eukaryota, Metazoa, Arthropoda, Insecta, Hymenoptera, Vespidae.